AUGGCGAGCCUGCUCCUGGCUGCUGUAUUUUCUCUAGCCUUGUCAGUGGCUGCCGCACCCGUGGCAGACGCGGCACUCCAUGGCAGAGAUGUCUUUUGCUUCACUGCCCCCGGUCCCACGGCCACCGUGACCGUCGCCGUCACGGUCUUUGCCACGGGCGGCAGCAGCCCGACCCGGACCUCCACGUCUACUCCGUCCUCUCGUACCUCGAGCACCAGCACGCUCUCAACACAGACCCCGGGCGACAGCUCUGGAACGCAAACAGGGUACAAGAAUGUCUUGUACUUUACCAACUGGGGAAUAUACGGUGCCAACUUCCAGCCCCAGCAGAUUCCUGCCGAGAAUGUCACCCACAUCCUCUACUCUUUUGCCGACAUUGCAUCGGACGGUGAGGUCAAAUCAUCCGACUCGUGGUCCGAUGUAGAGAAGCACUACGCCACCGACUCGUGGAACGAUGUGGGCCGCAACGCCUACGGGUGCGUCAAGCAGCUCUACAUCCACAAGAAGCGCAACCGCCACCUCAAGGUCCUCCUGAGCAUCGGUGGCUGGACCUGGUCGCCCAAGUUCGUGCUGCCCGCCUCCACCGACGCCGGCCGCCGGCGCUUCGCGAGCAGCGCCGUCAAGCUCCUGGCCGACUGGGGCUUCGACGGCCUCGACCUCGACUGGGAGUACCCGCAGAACGCAAAGGAGGCCCAGGACUACGUCCUGUUGCUCAAGGCCUGCCGGGAGGCCCUCGACGCCUACGCCGCCCAGCACGCUCCGGGCUACCACUUCCUUUUGACGGUCGCGACGCCCGCCGGCCCGCAGAACUACAACAACAUGGACCUCGCCGGCAUGGACCCUUGGCUCGACUUUUGGAACCUGAUGGCGUACGAUUACGCCGGGAGCUGGGACUCCACCUCGGGUCACCAGUCCAACCUGUUCCUGAACCCGAGCAACCCGUCGGCAACCAAGUUCAGCACCGACCGCGCCGUCAAGGACUACCUGGCCAAAAACAUCAAGCCCCACAAGAUCACCCUCGGCCUCCCCCUGUACGGCCGCGCCUUCACCCAGACCGACGGGCUCGGCAGGUCGUACUCGGGCGUCGGCCCGGGCUCCAUCGAGAACGGCGUGUGGCUGUACAGGGACCUCCCGCGGCCCGGCGCGUCCGAGCAGUGGGACGACGCGGCAAAGGCCAGCUACAGCUACGACGGGUCCUCGCGCGUGCUCGUCACGUACGACACGGUGCGGUCCGCGGGCGAGAAGGCCGCAUACCUCGUCUCCAAGGGGCUCGGCGGCGCCGUCUACUGGGAGGCCAGCGGCGACCGCGUCGGCGCCGCAAGCCUCGUCGGCACCAUGGCCCGCAAGAUGGGCCGCAUGGACCGCUCCAACAACCUGCUGUCGUACCCGGCCAGCCAGUACGACAACAUCAGGGCCGGCAUGCCCGGCGUCUGAGUGGCGGGGGGAUGGGUGCUGCUGCUGGGCUCCCCCUCCCCAGUCGGAUGGCGUUCGGUGCCGUGCCUUUCCAUCUACACCUUUCACCUUCUGCGAGUGAGCAGGUUAUGCGUUACAUUACACAAGAGUAAACGAUUCACGCGUCAUAUGUCACCAUUUCUAUCAUAUGUUUCGUACCUUUCUCUUCUUUCAUGUAUUGCGGCGGCCGAGCUGGUCUCGGCCUUUCCGCAACUCCAACUUUCAACCAAGCACAUCUGGCAGGUCCUAUCACACACACACCCGUCUUUCGUAUCUGCAAUACUUUUGCUGUGCAUCUUUGGUGGACCUCAUUUCUCUACCCUUGUCCAUUCAUCCCCUUCUCGCCCACACACCACCUCCGGAGACAGGCUGACUCGGCCGCGUGUGUGGGGAGGCCCUCACCACGAUCCGGCUCAUGGGGCGCGAUCCAGUCCAACGGCAUCUCAGCAUUCAAUGGGCACAUAGCUCAGUUGGGAGAGCGUCAGACUGAAGCCAAUAGCUCAGUCCACCGUAUCUGAAGGUCGCCGGCUCGAUCCCGGCUGGGCCCAAGCAAAAACAGCGUUCUGUCUUCCUGGCAGCAGGUGGGCUGUUUGUUUUGUUGACUUUUUUUUCCUGAUCUAUCCAUCCCAUGACUAUCUUCUCCCAUUUUCGUUUUCUUCCCAUUUUGCUGCAAUAAAGCAGCGUGCGUUUCGUGCCUCGAGCAAGCCAGAUUUGUACGUAGAGAUAUGGCCGCCGUCUGGGUUAGGGUUCCAGCUCAGGGGCUCCUCUACCUCCCCGGCCUCUCAGGCAGGAACUCGAUAGCUGACAGACGGACUCCCGUCGCAUUCCCGAGCACAAAAUAACCAUUUUUACACU
This is a messenger RNA of Gaeumannomyces tritici R3-111a-1, 2307 nucleotides long. Its product is annotated as endochitinase. The record is from RefSeq and is a predicted model, not a curated record. Gene Ontology annotation, molecular function: chitinase activity; chitin binding. Lineage: Eukaryota; Fungi; Ascomycota; Sordariomycetes; Magnaporthales; Magnaporthaceae. The transcript has 3 exons. Gene Ontology annotation, biological process: chitin catabolic process; carbohydrate metabolic process. The coding region runs from base 1 to 1434 and encodes 477 amino acids. Gene Ontology annotation, cellular component: extracellular region.